Coregonus sp. 'balchen' is the source of this 10003-nucleotide messenger RNA. The record is from the annotation of a GenBank genome assembly. NCBI's taxonomy places the organism in Eukaryota, Metazoa, Chordata, Actinopteri, Salmoniformes, Salmonidae.
AGUGAAUCUGACACUUACUGUAUAGGCCUUAUACAUUACCCUGGUCCCUGAAGAUUCCUAGUGUUGUCCACUGUGGGUUAUGACUGCAAAGGGAGGUGUACUAUACUCAGAGGAACAUUCAACCAUCAUUAUCCAAAGAGGUAAAGCAAACUUGUUUGUGAAGAAUAGCCACAAUGGAGAUGCAAAGGUGAGAUGAUAAAAAUGACAAAUCAAUUUUCAUCUUUAUUCUCAUUUUUACUUAGUAAUAAUAGGAAUGUAGGCUUUUAUUUGAUGUAAAAAGUAACAUAAAUUGAGGGUGCAAAUGCGUCAUGAUGAGCUCCUCAGAGGGCCUUUAUGAAAUGGUGAGAGUGUUACAUCAUUGGUUCUGAGCUAAACCAGCUGCACAGUAGGCUGUGAUUGUCAGGUUUUAGAUUAGGCUAUCUGACUUAAGGCUAUGUCACUCUACAUCCAGCAAAUAAUUGCACUAUAAACACUGCAAAUCAAUGAAAAUAUAAUGAAAGUCUAUAGAAUACGUUUUGUGUGGGUUUCCAUAUUGAAUAUAAAUAAAUAAAUUGGUCAUUUAGCAGACGCUCUUAUCCAGAGCAAUUAGGGUUAAGUGCCUUGCUCAAGGGCACAUCGACAGAUUUUUCACCUAGUCGGCUUGGGGAUUAGAACCAGCAACCUUUUGGUUACUGGUACAAUGCUCUUACCCACUAAGCUACCUGCCUACCCCGUACAUUUAGAUGAAACUGGAUUUUAAACACCUCUUAGUGAAUGUUUGUUGAUAUUCCCUUAUUGGAAUGAAGUUGCAGAAUACUUAAGAGUCAGUCUUAUUUACCUCAUUCUGUGACGGGAGCUCUUCUCUUCCCAGCCCUGUUGGCAGAGCUCUUAUUAAGACAUGUGCCUCACAUUCCUGUCCAUUCCCCACUGCACAUUCAGCACCUCUGGCCUACUUAUGUCAAUAGAAUUCAUAGGCGAAAUUGCCACAGUGGAUGUGGGGACAUGUCCCCCCCAAUAUUCAGAACAGGUCGAUUCGUCCCCCACAAUAAAUAAAAAAAUGUGGGGGUGGGGGGGCUUGUGGGGGGGUGAUCGGGGGCCCCCCAGAUAGCAUUUGAACACGUCAUAAGCAAUGGCGAAAUGUGUAGAAUUGCAGGAAAUUAGAUUUAAAACUGCAACGUUUUCUCUCAUCCUCAUGACAAAAUGUGUAGAAUUGCAUUAUAAAACUGCACAUUUUUCUCCCUGAAAUAUGAUUGGCCACCCUUGGUGUUUUUGCGGAUUGUAGUAUACUGUAGUAUUUACUGUAGUGUUUUUGCAGAAUGUAAUAUACUGUAGUAUUUACUAUAGUGUUUUUGUUUAAUUAUCUUUGACAUCGAAGUGGAGUCUUUCUCCUUGAGAAAACCUUCUGGAGAAAGACAGAAAGAGCACAUUUUCCAUAACCUUUAGGUAUAGUACUGGGGUCUGAACAGAUCGUUCAGCACUUCUGCUCUUUUCUAUAACCUGUAUGGAAGACAAUAUGGUCUAUACUUGGCAUGUGUGGUCCUCUGUAGCUCAACUGGUAGAGCACGGCGCUUGUAACGCCAAGGUAGUGGGUUCGAUCCCCGGGACCACACAUACACAAAAAUGUAUGCACGCAUGACUGUAAGUCGCUUUGGAUAAAAGCGUCUGCUAAAUGGCAUAUUAUUCUUAUGUAGGUUUUUCACUUAUGCGUGGCACAAAUUAGGAUAUGGGGGAGGGGAAUGUGCAGGGUAUAUGCAAAUCAAUUUAAAUACUGUAGUAUUUACUAUGAUAAAAAAAGUGGAGUCUUUUUGCGGACUGUAGUGUUUUUGCGGAUAUUACUGUAGUAUAUACUAGAGUGUUUUUUUUGCGGAUAAUACUGUUGUAUUUACUAUAGUAUUCUACGGUAUAAUACAACAAUCUAUAGUAAGUACUACACAUGCUUGAGGAAUACUGCAGUGUGUAGUAUAGUAUUCUACAGUAUACUACAUAAUUCUAUAGUAAGUACUGUAGUAUUCUACAGUAAAUAGUAGUCUUUUUUCAUGUGGGCUGUUAGGGUAUAUUAUGAAACCUUCAUACAGUGGGGAGAACAAGUAUUUGAUACACUGUCGAUUUUGCAGGUUUUCCUACUUACAAAGCAUGUAGAGGUCUGUAAUUUUUAUCAUAGGUACACUUCAACUGUGAGAGACGGAAUCUAAAACAAAAAUCCAGAAAAUCACAUUGUAUGAUUUUUAAGUAAUUAAUUUGCAUUUUAUUGCAUGACAUAAGUAUUUGAUACAUCAGAAAAGCAGAACUUAUUAUUUGGUACAGAAACCUUUGUUUGCAAUUACAGAGAUCAUACGUUUCCUGUAGGUCUUGACCAGGUUUGCACACACUGCAGCAGGGAUUUUGGCCCACUCCUCCAUACAGAACUUCUCCAGAUCCUUCAGGUUUCGGGGCUGUCGCUGGGCAAUACGGACUAUCAGCUCCCUCCAAAGAUUUUAUAUUGGGUUCAGGUCUGGAGACUGGCUAGGCCACUCCAGGACCUCGAGAUGCUUCUUACGGAGCCACUCCUUAGUUGCCCUGGCUGUGUGUUUCAGGUCGUUGUCAUGCUAGAAGACCCAGCCACGACCCAUCUUCAAUGCUCUUACUGAGGGAAGGAGGUUGUUGGCCAAGAUCUCGCGAUACAUGGCCCCCAUCCAUCCUCCCCUCAAUACGGUGCAGUCGUCCUGUCCCCUUUGCAGAAGGUUCACGGUGCAGUCGUCCUGUCCAUGCUUCACGGUUGGGAUGGUGUUCUUGGGGUUGUACUCAUCCUUCUUCUUCCUCCAAACACGGCGAGUGGAGUUUAGACCAAAAAGCUCUAUUUUUGUCUCAUCAGACCACAUGACCUUCUCCCAUUCCUCCUCUGGAUCAUCCAGAUGGUCAUUGGCAAACUUCAGACAGGCCUGGACAUGCGCUGGCUUGAGCAGGGGGACCUUGCGUGCGCUGCAGGAUUUUAAUCCAUGACGGCGUAGUGUGUUAAUAAUGGUUUUCUUUGAGACUGUGCUCCCAGCUCUCUUCAGGUCAUUGACCAGGUCAUGCCGUGUAGUUCUGGGCUGAUCCCUCACCUUCCUCAUGAUCAUUGAUGCCCCACGAGGUGAGAUCUUGCAUGGAGCCCCAGACCAAGGGUGAUUGACCGUCAUCUUGAACUUCUUCCAUUCUCUAAUAAUUGCGCCAACAGUUGUUGCCUUCUCACCAAGCUGCUUGCCUAUUGUCCUGUAGCCCAUCCCAGCCUUGUGCAGGUCUACAAUUUUAUCCCUGAUGUCCUUACACAGCUCUCUGGUCUUGGCCAUUGUGGAGAGGUUGGAGUCUGUUUGAUUGAGUGUGUGGACAGGUGUCUUUUAUACAGGUAACGAGUUCAAACAGGUGCAGUUAAUACAGGUAAUGAGUGGAGAACAGGAGGGCUUCUUAAAGAAAAACUAACAGGUCUGUGAGAGCCGGAAUUCUUACUGGUUGGUAGGUGAUCAAAUACUUAUGUCAUGCAAUAAAAUGCAAAUGAAUUACUUAAAAAUCAUACAAUGUGUGUAUCAAAUACUUGUUCUCCCCACUGUAUGUAGGAAGAUAGUCCGUGAUCAUUAGACAGUAUGCAACACCACAUUGAGCAAGUGUUAAACAUAUCAAAAUAUAUUUUAUAAUUGAGAUUCUUCAAGUAGCCACCCUUUUUCCUUGAUGACAGCUUUGCACACUCUUGGCAACACCACCUUGCCAAGAGUGUGCAAAGCUGUCAUCAAGGCAAAGAGUGGCUACUUGAAGAAUCUCAAAUAUAAAAUAUAUUUUGAUUUGUUUAACACUUUUUUGGUUACUACAUGAUUCCAUAUGUGUUAUUUCAUAGUUUUGAUGUCUUCACUAUUAUUCUACAAUGUAGAAAAUAGUAAAAAUAAAGAAAAACCCUUGAAUGAGUAGGUGUGUCCAAACUUUUGACUGGUACUGUAUGUCUGGACAAUGUCUGACUUUUAAUUUCUGAAAACACAGAUGAAUCCUACUAAAAACCCUUUUCAAUGGAGAUUCUCUAUUUAAAGUGCUUUUUAGUCCACGUCGAGUAGGCUUCAUCUAGGUCUAGGAAACCAGCCCUGUAUAUUUUAAAUCCCGUUAUCACUAGGAUGUACCUGUUUAAGUUGGAAGACAGAGCACUGUUUUCUUUAAUUUAAAAACAAUGAAACCUUUACAAUUAUUAAAUUCCCUAAACAGGGGAAGGUUUUACAGCUGCAAGAUGUUUUUAAUAGAAAAUAUUUUUGCUGCAGUCUCAGAGCAAGAGACCUAACUAACCUGGAUAAAUAAAGGUUGAAUAAAGAAAAUGACAUUUUUUACAGCUUUCUUACCUUUAUGUCAUUAUGAGAGGCCGGAUCAGGGGUAUUGUUUCUGUUCGGCUGCUUGCUCGUAUUCUAUUCAUGCUGUGGCUCAUGAAUUUUACAACUUGUAUGUUGUUCUGAAACUGUAUCUCAGUCCUUAUGUACAUAGAUGUCCUGUCGUUUGUUUAUGUUCAUAGCUCACUCCUGCCUUGUUCAUUUGUUCAGCUACCUUCAGAUUCAAUUCCUCAAAGACAAGUGUCUUCAAGUCCUUUUUUGCUGUAACAAAAACAGUAUGUCACGGUAUUAAAAAAGUGAAUAAAAUAAAACAAAAAUAAAACACCAAGUGGAGAUUAAAGGUAGUGUGAGAAAUGCUAAUAAUAGAAUAACUUGCCUCAUUAAAUGUUAUGCUAUGAUGGACCACGGUAUGAACUAAGCUAAGGAUGGAGUUAAACCGGAGUGACAUAUAUCAUGAUUGUUCUAGCGUUAGAGAUACAGUGACAGGGAGGGAUGUGAUUGGGUGGUGGUAGCAGACAGGUUGUUAAGCAGUGUUUUCAAGAGGGCCAACCUCCCUGUAGGAGUAAGAUAUUGACCUGAGCACAAGAACACCCCCCUCACCUGUCAAUAUUGGGCUGAACUGAGAAACUACCAUCAGGUAGAGACCCUGGUAGGGACGACUAGAGGCAAUGGAUCCUGCCACUGCAGACAAUGUAAAUAUACUGUAUUCAUAUAUACUCAUAUAAUGACAAUAAUGAUGUGCAAUGUUGGUUGAUGAUACAAUGAUAAAUGAUGUAAAGGUGCUCAACAGUAGCUGUGUGGGGUUUGGUACACACAUGGAGUAUUUGGUCACUUAAGAAUAUCUACUGCAUUCCAACUGUAAUCAAAGAUUGAUACUGAUAAUAUCCAUGGCACUCAUUGAAAGCAUGUUGAACUUUAAGCUUUUGGAUGUUUUGAUAUUUGCUUUUUAGUGUUUGUUGGUCUUUUUUUCUAGCUUGGUGAAAUAGAAUGGUAAAAGCAGCAAUCAGGCUGGUUCCACCAGGCUGGAUUUGUUUUCAUCGUCAUGCGUGCAAUUAUAUUACAAAAUAUUGCAGAUAUUUCUCAAGUUCCAUUUGUUUUGAAAUAAUGUGCUUUGUGAAACAAGCAGGAGUUUUAAAAAAUAUAUUUCCACUCUCUGAACAUUUAUGGAAUGGAUUUUUUUUUAUUAUUAAUUGAAACCAUUAUCAUUAUUAUUAUAAUAGUAAUGCAAUUGGUUCGUCUUCUACAUUAUAUUACAUUUUUGCAUUGUGAAGUUUGAUUUGAGGUGCAACCAUGUCCACCCACUGCUCUGUAAACACAUGUAGUUAAAUAAUGGUAUUAUAUCAACAGGAUAGACUAUUCAAUUUCCAAUCAAUGUGAAUCAACAGGCACUUUUUUGGCAUCAUUUUCACUAUGAGUUAUAAUACAAAUGUUCUCAAUCAUGGAAUCUCACUUCCAUGAAAAGUGAAAUAAUUAUAGGCCUACUUCACCAAGUUUAAGGAAAUAAAAUGUAGUGUAUCUUUGGGAGCAGGCAACAUUUUUGAAAAAGUGAUAAAGGUCUGUUUGUCCUUUAGAAUGAAUGUGACAUGUAAGAGGAAUGGUAUGGCCUUUCCAGACAUCGUCAAGGUCCUAAUAAAGUAUUCUCUUCGAUGUCAGGGUGAGAGUCAUUAUAGGUGUAAUGGUUACAUCUUAAUGUCCUGUGUCAUUGAAAUAUUCCUUGUAUAGUCAAGACAUGCCCGAAUACUGCGCCACCCACAUUGCUAAAGAUAGCAUUUAUGGUGUUAUUUACCAAUUGGACAUCGAAAUAAGGUGAUUGUGACAGGCUGGAUUUGUCCUGUGUAACCAUAAAAAAUUAGCUGUUUCAUUUGUUCAUUUUGAGCUCUACAGCUUAGUGUGUGCUCUUUAAAAAACAACAGCUGUCAAACACGUAGCCCAUCCAUGUGACUCGUUAGAAAGAUUAUUUAUCACUGGCUCCAUUAAAAAUAGUUUCAGGUAGUAAUGGUUUUAUUGCCCAUAAACAACCACUUAUAUCAGACGGUACAUAAUUUGUCACAGGUAGUAGAAUACAGAACACAAGUCAAUGAUUUGUAUAAAUAGACAUUUGGAUGCUGUAAGCCUACUAAGUAAUCUCUUCCUGUCCUGUCUGUGUCAUAGAAUGUAGUUAUGUUCUAUGAGGCUACAGGGCCCGGAGCAAGCAGUUGGUGGGAAGUGUAGGAGAGGGGGUGGAGGGCCAUUACAUGGCUGGAGCCUUUGGUCAUCGUGCAUGGCGGCAUGGUCAUAGAGGUAGUGACACUCAGAUUUCACCUCCAUUCCUAAUACUGACUGACUGGAGGCGAUGGCAGCCAAAGGCAUCUCACUCACUCCCAUGGAUUUCUCAGCUCACCCCUUCCUUCUCCCAAUCGUGCCAGCUGGGCCGUGACAGGAAACCUUGCCCUGUGGUGGGGGCAGGCGAGACACCCAGGCUGGAACAUGAUCUCAUUCCUUGCCGGCUCCAAACACAUAUAAAAUGUUGAACUGAGGCCUGCAACCGUAGAGCACAGACAGUUGACACUGGCUAUUGACUGGAGAUUUGAGCUGCCACAUAUACUUGACAAAUGAUGAUGGGUAUUCUACGAGUACAAGAGCUGGUAGAUCUUUACGUCUUUAUCUCUUUUUCAAAAUCUAGAGACUUUCAUUGUGGAUUCCACUUGAUUUGUAUUGCAAUCCACAGAAUAACCACAGUUGCAAGGAAUUUAGGGUUGAAAUGAGGAUUUCAGGUGUUGGACUAUGUUCACAGCUUUCAUGAUGCUUAGCUGCAACCUCAACAACCCUUUGAGAUUAAUAUGAAUUUCUACAGCAACAGUUUGAGAAUGAUAAUCACACGAAGACUGAAAUUCUUCAUACACAUGCUGCUGGGUGUCUUUAACUUACUCCCUCUAUCACAGAUGCCAAUGGGCAUGGGGGCAUAGGACACACAGGAUUGUCUCAGUUGCUCACAUAUUCCUAAUACAGUCUUGUCUUUCAUGUUCAAGGUUUCCGGCAAGAAAUGUGAGGGUAAAGAAUCCGGAGAUGUGCAGUAUUCAGAGGGAGAAUACGAGACAUCAGUCAACCAGGAGAAACAAGAUUACCUGAGAUCUCACAAUGACAACCUGGCUGACACAGAUGUCCCAAUGAAUUUAAAUGUAAGUCGAAUACUAUCUUAGUGUCCUUAGUACAAUGCCAGCAACCCUGUUAAGAGGUUUAGACCUGAUGAUCAUGUGUUGAAUUGACAGACAUAAGGUUGCAGUUUGAAUCUUGGUUGGGCAACCCUCUGAAUUUGCUGCAGUAGCCAUGACACUAACUUCAAAUAAAUCUGAAAUCAAAAAGUGUAAUCAUAGAGAUAAUGGCACCAAGGGCUAAAUCCUCAAUUGGGAAGCCGCUUUAUAGGAGUGCAAGAUGUAUAACAUCUCUCUCCUUGAAAUGUUUGGUUGGCAGGUAGACAAAUCUGGACAUCUGCGGUUAGAGACAAUUGAUGACCUCCAGAAUAUGCUGCAACUGAGGAAGUCGAGAAAGAGAGUGAGAAGAGUACAAGUUCGCAAGCCACCACCCGCACCAGAGACUGUGGUAAGACAGGCCUACUAGCUGAGUAGGGUGAUAAAGUAUCUAAUUUGAGACAUAGGAAUAGAGGCAAUUUACUUUAAGAUUUGACCCUUCAUAAGAAGACAAAUAAUUACUAAGUAACUGCUACAUUCAGCUAAAUAACCAUCUCUCUUUCCAGCCUUACUAUGUGGAUGAGGUGGACUUCUUCAAGGCCUGUGAGGAGAACAAACUGCCAUUGAUCGAGAGGUAUCUGGAAAAAUCGGGAGAUGUCAAUGCUUGUGACAAUGUGAGUGUUUAGAUAAUACCAACCAACCUGAAGUUUGCCAAUGCACCUCAGCUGUGUCAUCACAUGUAGUGUGUGUUGUAAUGCAAUGUGUCCUGCUUCCUUUACAGUUCAGACGUACAGGCCUGCACAGAGCUUGCACACAGGGACAUGUGGACGUUGUAAAGAGGCUACUGGAGGCCGGAUCUUUAAUUGAGAACAAAGACAAGGUACUUUAAUGGAAAAAUUCAAAAUAACUGCAGGUCCACGGGAGCCAAGCUCUUGGCAAUAUAUUGCACAGUCUUUGAUCCUUUACUGUAAAAUCAUUUUGAGUGUUGAUGAGAGAAAGGAACAGAUAAAAACAAGGUGGAUUUUUUGAAAUGUAUAAUCCCAUUGGUUGUCUACCUUUAGCUGGAUGCCACUGCUGUCCAUUGUGCCUGCCGAGGAGGAAGCAUGCUUGUGUUAAAACUGCUGCUCAACCACGACGGCAGCUUCUCUGCCAGGGAUAAGGUAAGCCUACAGAACACUAAACUAGCAAUCCAGACUUGGAUCUGAGAUUAUGUUAAUUGUGAUUGAUCUUGAAAUGUUUCUUUGUCCCUAAGCUACGCAGCACUCCCCUUCAUGUUGCAGUGAGAACCGGACACUAUGAAUGUGCUGAACAUCUCGUCCACUGUGGAGCGGACAUCAAUGCCAAAGACAGAGUGAGCUAUUCUCAUUCAGUGUAGGAAUUAAACCUUUGCUCUGAUAGACAGUAUAUACCCCUUAGAAUCUAAUCAGAAAUAUGAAACACCAAUGGGUCUUUAACUAUGAGGGGUUUUAUUUUCACACAGGAAGGAGAUACCCCCAUGCACGAUGCAGUAAGACUGAACAGAUUCAAAAUCAUCCAACUACUCCUGCUUCAUGGAGCCAAUCCAAAACUCAAGAAUUGUGUAAGUACUUGACUAACAUGGCCAGCAAACUUGUUACCUCAAUCUAUCAUAGUAUAGAAUGUCGUAUUUUGUUUGAAUAACACAAUGAUUUUAAAAUGACUUAUUUGCUUGUAAGGCUUACAUGUAUCAUGUAUUCAGAGAAUCAAACUAGUGAUAGCAAAGGUGACAGGAUUGAUACAUGACCACAGUGCCAUCCUGUGGUGAUGCAUAAGAUUGAAUCUGAGUACAGAAGAAAUAAGGCCCAUAUCAACUUUACAUUUUUGUCAUUUAGCAGAAGCUCUUAUCCAGAGCGACUUAGGAAAACAUCACAUAGUCAAAAGUGAUUGAUGUAACAUAACACUAACUACUAUUGAAAUAUUGAAUAUAACUUUGUUUUUCUCCAACACAGGAGGGGAAGUCACCAUUGGAUAGCACUCUGGAGUGGCAGAGUGGGGCUAAAUCUAUUCUCAGCAACUUCAAGGAUGAUGCAAAAACUCCAGUCAAGUAAAGUCCAGUUCAGUUAAAUUGCAUUUUACACAAGUCUCAAACUCAGAAUAAGUAGAUAACAGCAAAGACUAACCCAGUUCCUUUGUGGAGAGUGGUUGUCAAAGUGAGUCUAUCUGUUGAUUAUGGACAUACAGCUUCCAAGGUUUCAAUGAACGCUAGGCUGACUUCAAGACCGGAGUCAUUUCUUGCGAACUAGCAGAGGUUUGUGCUGAAACAAGUAACUUUGCAUUUGCUUCUAAGGAUGUUUGUUUCUUUAUAUGCAGUUUAUUGGAGGUCUGAGAUGCUCAAGAAGGUUGAAAAGGUUGACAAAUAACUAUAUGGGGAAAGAGAAAGUUGAAAGUUUGGAAAAUGUAGAUGGGACUUGACUUAUGACAUCAGCAUGUCUAUACUAUGCAUUCAGUUAAGUACUAAAUUGUAGUUUAAUUGUUGAAAUAAAUACUUUGAAUCAAUAUAUUCUUAAUUUCUCUUUAAUAUAA